This is a messenger RNA of Papaver somniferum (opium poppy), 1543 nucleotides long. RefSeq names its product GDSL esterase/lipase At4g16230-like. Gene Ontology annotation, molecular function: hydrolase activity, acting on ester bonds. Lineage: Eukaryota; Viridiplantae; Streptophyta; Magnoliopsida; Ranunculales; Papaveraceae. Bases 63 to 1253 code for a protein of 396 amino acids. The record is from RefSeq and is a predicted model, not a curated record. The transcript has 5 exons.
ACUUGUUCUGUCCGCUUUCACAUCCCUUCUGUUCUGUAAUUUGAAACUAAGAGCUUUUUCCAAUGCAUACUAUUAUCUCAACUCCAAACUCCCAUCACCCUCAUUGUCUUCUUAAGAAUGUUCUUAUAAUCUUCUUCGCGUUCGAGAUGUGUAGUUGUAGCGUUAGUUCAGCAAAUUCCCAGGAGAGAGAUCAUAGUCGAGCCAUAUUUGUUUUUGGAGAUUCCUUGGUUGAUGUUGGUAACAAUAACUACAUUCCUCUUACAGUUGGGAAAAGUAACUACUUCCCUUAUGGAAUCGAUUUUCCUGGCGUCAUAUCUCCUACCGGACGUUUUACCAAUGGAAGAACAGUUGUUGACAUCAUAGGAGAAGAGUUGGGUCUAAAACAUUACAUUCCUCCAUACUUGGAUCCAACAACAGUUGGGGACGUCGUUCUUCGUGGAGUCAAUUAUGCAUCUGGUGGUGCUGGAAUACUUAACGAUACAGGCGCUUUCUUGGGUGGCCGAAUCAACAUGGAUGCACAGCUUGAUAACUUUGCAAAUACAAGGAACUAUAUAACCUCGAAUGCUAAUCUUGGGGGUUCUAUGACCUCAGCUAAUUCUUCUUCAAAAACACUUUUAGAGAGAGCUCUUUUCGUUGUGGUAAUGGGUUCAAAUGAUUUCAUUGGCAACUAUUUCUCUCCAGUUCCCUUUGUACCUACGCAAAAAUCAAUGCCUCUAGAAAUGUUUGUUGAGUCAUUGAUCUCAAGAUUCAGAUUGCAACUAACAAGAUUGUACAAAAUGGGUGCAAGAAAGAUUGCUGUUGCAAAUGUCGGACCUGUUGGUUGCACCCCAUUAGAAAGAGCUUUGAAUCCAUCAUAUAGGCCGGGUGAUUCUUGCAUCAGUUUCAUUGAUAAUGCAGUGAUUUUAUUUAACAAGAAACUGAAGAGCCUACUCAUGGAUUUGAACUCAAAUCUUGUUGGAUCCAAAUUUUUAUGCGCUGAUGUCUACAGCAUUUUAUCUCAUCUUAUCAGUAACUAUCAAUCUUACGGUUUUGAGAAUUACAGUUCUCCAUGUUGUAAAAUACUUCCAAGAGCUUUGCGAGGUUUGUUACCGUGCAGUCCGACAUCAAUAGUUUGUAGUAACCGGUCCAAGUAUGUAUUUUGGGAUAUGGCUCAUCCAACUGAGGCUACUAAUGUGAUUAUUGCAAAGAGGCUGCUCAAUGGCGAUUCUGAAGCCAUAUAUCCAAUGAAUAUUCGCCAACUCUACUACGCAUGAGAAAUGAGCGGCUGCCUUCGACAUUUCCUGUUGCUGACAGCUCUUAGGCUCAUCUUUCUUUCCACUCCUGCUUCAAAUUUGAAUACUUUAAUGUACAUGUUAUAAUUUUUUUUUUAGGGGUUUGGUUUGUCAUUAUUCGUAAGAGUAAUUACAUUAAACGCAAACCUUUAAUGGUUGCCAUUUUGGACUCCUGCAGGGCCAUAACUCUGUCCUGUCAAGACUAGACUAAAGUGUGAUUACAGAUUUGAAAUUUGAAAUUGAAUUGAACUGAAUACACUGCAUUACCAAAA